CGCUAGGUCCGCGGAGCUCUCCAGGCGCGUUCGGAAAUGACCUAAGCGGAGAGGCUGGGUCAAGCUGGUGGCUGGCAGCAGCCCGGGCCGCCGAGGGAGCGCACCAUGUCCUUGCUGAUCCGGCGUCCGAGGGCGGCGGGGAGAUAGGGACGGCCUCGCCUCGGCAGGUGUUGCCAACUAACCCUGCCCCCCAGCUGUUGCUGGGGGUGGGUUGGGCAGUCAUGGGUGAGCCAGGCCGUGAAGAGUAUGAAAUCCAGUCCUUUGAUGCAGAGACCCAGAGGUUACUGAAGACUGCCCUCAAAGAACCUGGUGCUGUGGAUUUGGAGAAAGUGGCCAAUGUGAUUGUGGACCAAUCCCUGAAAGACUGUAUGUUCAGCAAGGAAGCCGGACGCAUUUGCUACACCAUCAUUCAGGCAGAGAGCAAGCAAGCCAGCCAGAGCGUCUUCCGCCGGGGCCUCCUCAAUCGGCUGCAGCAGGAAUACCAGGCCCGGGAGCAGCUGCGAGCCCGAUCCCUGCAGGGCUGGGUCUGCUAUGUCACCUUCAUCUGCAACAUCUUUGACUACCUGAGGGUGAACAACAUGCCUAUGAUGGCGUUGGUCAACCCUGUCUAUGACUGUCUUUUUCGACUGGCACAGCCUGACAGCUUGCACAAGGAGGAAGAGGUGGACUGCCUCGUGUUACAACUGCAUCGAAUUGGAGAGCAGCUGGAGAAGAUGAAUGGGCAGAGGAUGGAUGAGCUGUUCGGGCUGCUGCGUGAUGGCUUUCUGCUCCAGGACGGGCUCAGCUCCCUGUCCCAGCUCCUGCUGCUGGAGCUCAUUGAGUUCAGGGCUGCUGGCUGGAGGACCACCCCCGCUGCCCAGAAAUAUUACUACAGUGAGGUUUCAGACUAGGCUGGCCCAACCUCAGGGCCUCACCAGCACCUUCCGGAAGGCUUGUAUCUACGCCUGUCACUCUCACCAAGACGACACCCAACUCGGGCUCACACACCCGAACUUACAUCCCCAGGGUUUUCUCUUCUGACUUUUCUACUACUAGGGGAUAGCUUUGGGCUUACAGUAGUCCUGCCCUCAGCUACUUUCUUCCUGUCAAGCACUUUUGAUCUUUUAACUUAUCCAGAGAGGUGAGGGGCAGGGCAGCACACCACCUAUUCUAUUGUACUUCAUGGAAGAGCUAGGAAGAACCUCAGAAAACAAUGAGCUCACCCCCUCAUUUUAUCGAUAAGAAAACCGAGGCCCGGGGAAGUUAAAAGUGUCUGAAACAGCAUUCAAAUCCAGGGCUUCCUAAUUCCAGGUCUGAUGCACUAACAAUCUACUGCCUCAAUUAAGUGAUAGGAUGUUGCUCCCCAACAGACUUUCAGCCCAUUUCCCCACCCCUGUAGUGGAACUGGGUAGUGAAGGGCAACUCUACCAUUCUUGCACUGUGCAACCAUAAGUGCAUCUUCUCCCUUGAUGCCUCAGUUUCUGGAUUUGUAAAAUGAGGACUCGGUGGUUAGAAGGAUGCUUUGAGCUCUUGAGAGGGCAAAGCAUGGAAGGGAGAAUUUAAGAGUCAGAUGACAGAACUGGGGCCGGGUCUUUGAACUACCUGAAUGAAAGGGAGGCUUCCAAAGCCAACGGGCUGUGCCAGGUAAAGAGGCUAAGGCACCAGAGCACAAGUAGUGCUAGAAACCGGGCUUAUUGCUUUUUAUAACUUUUGUACAAAAAUGACUUGGGUAUUUUAUCCAGACAAAUUUUAAUGAGCUGCUGACCAAAACACUGGUUCAGUGUGGGAUUUAAAAAUAUAUAUAUACACACAUCCAUAAGUAAUUUAUUAUGAACCAGUGUAGGACUUUUCUAGUAAACCUUUUCUAAAGCGAA
Messenger RNA from Trichosurus vulpecula (common brushtail), 1853 nucleotides. It is a transcript of the gene MIF4GD, whose product is annotated as MIF4G domain containing. Gene Ontology annotation, cellular component: cytosol. Gene Ontology annotation, biological process: regulation of translational initiation. Bases 222 to 890 code for a protein of 222 amino acids. The transcript has 6 exons. Lineage: Eukaryota; Metazoa; Chordata; Mammalia; Diprotodontia; Phalangeridae. The record is from RefSeq and is a predicted model, not a curated record. Gene Ontology annotation, molecular function: translation activator activity; protein binding; RNA binding.